AUGCCUCGCCUACAAGCUGCUCGAUAUGGCAAGGACAACAUCCGCGUGUACAAGGUCGAGCGUGAUGAAGCCACCAAGACUCACACGGUUGUCGAGAUGACCGUGUGUGUCCUAUUGGAAGGAGAGAUCGAUGUCUCAGGCAGACAACAGUGUAGUCGUCGCCACAGACUCAAUGAAGAACACCACAUACAUCAUGCCAAGCUCCAUUCAAUCACUCCCGUGGACCAAUGGGCGGCCAUCCUAGGCAACCACUUCAUCGAGAAGUACGACCACAUCAAGAUCGCCCACAUCACCGUCGUCCAACACCGAUGGACCAGAAUGACUGUCAACGGUCAGCCUCAUCCACACUCAUUCUUCCGUGACGGCGCCGAGAAGCGGGUGGUUCAGGCAGACGUCAGCCGCAGCGGCAUUGACAUUCGCUCCGGCAUCUCCGAUCUACUGGUCCUGAAGAGCACUGGCUCCGAGUUCCACCACUUCGUCCGGGACGACUUCACAACACUUCCCGACGUCUACGAUCGUAUUCUGAGCACAUCAGUUGACGCUGGCUGGACAUGGAAGUUCUCGAGCCUCGAUGAGGUCAAGCAAAACGUCGCCAAGUUUGACGACACGUGGACCAAGGCACGGGAGAUCACCUUCCGCCUCUUCGCCCUGGAGGAAAGCCCGUCUGUGCAGAACACCAUGUACAAGAUGUGCGGCGAGAUUCUCGACGCCCAGCCGCUCGUCCAGACAGUCGACUACUCGCUGCCGAACAAGCACUAUUUCGAGAUCAACCUUGAUUGGCAUCAUGGCCUCAAGAACACGGGCAAGGAUGCGGAGGUGUACGCACCGCAGUCGGAUCCCAAUGGUCUCAUCAAGUGUACCGUCAGCAGGUAG
Messenger RNA from Cyphellophora attinorum, 873 nucleotides. Its product is annotated as Uricase. Gene Ontology annotation, molecular function: urate oxidase activity. The transcript has 2 exons. Gene Ontology annotation, biological process: purine nucleobase catabolic process; urate catabolic process. Gene Ontology annotation, cellular component: peroxisome. Lineage: Eukaryota; Fungi; Ascomycota; Eurotiomycetes; Chaetothyriales; Cyphellophoraceae. The record is from RefSeq and is a predicted model, not a curated record. The coding region runs from base 1 to 873 and encodes 290 amino acids.